Molecule: messenger RNA, 3612 nt
Organism: Melozone crissalis (California towhee)
Lineage: Eukaryota; Metazoa; Chordata; Aves; Passeriformes; Passerellidae
Product: disintegrin and metalloproteinase domain-containing protein 9-like
Exons: 22
Coding region: 68-2644 (858 amino acids)
Biological process (GO): membrane protein ectodomain proteolysis; cell-cell adhesion mediated by integrin; transforming growth factor beta receptor signaling pathway
Cellular component (GO): plasma membrane
Molecular function (GO): integrin binding; metalloendopeptidase activity
Source: RefSeq, a predicted model, not a curated record
AGGCCCCGGCCCGGCUCCAUAAGGCCGCGGGGCCGCCGGCCGGACCCAGCGCCCCACGGGAGGGGCGAUGUGGCCAGGGGGUGUCAUGGCCCGGGCCUGGAGCUGCCUCUGUCGCCUCCUCGUCUUCCUCAUCUUCAUCAUCUUCAUCCUGCCGCCGCCGGCCGCGCCCGGGCAGCCCGCGGGUUUCCAGGAGAUUUCCCUGCUCACUUCCUACGAAGUUGUAACUCCACAGAGACUGGGGAGAGAACGACGAGAGGCUUCCAACAGCUCUUCCAUACAGGACAAGGUGUCAUAUGCCAUUGAGAUUGAGGGAAAAGAAUACACCAUUCAUCUAGAAAAGAACAAAGAACUGCUGCCCAAAGAUUUCACAGUUUAUACCUAUGACAAGGAGGGGAAGUUGCAAUUGGAACAUCCAGAUGUCCAGGAUCACUGCCACUAUCAGGGCUUCGUGGAGGGGACCCUGGAUUCCCUGGUGGCUGUCAGCACCUGCUCAGGGCUCAGGGGUUUGGUGACAAUAGGCAAUGUCACCUAUGGGAUUGAGCCCAUGGAUCCCUCCUCUGGCUCUAAACACAUUUUAUAUCGACUGGAGAAUGUGAAGAAAGAGCCCACAGAGUGUGGAGUAACCACUGCAGGCCAGGAAGGGGAACAGGCGGAGGGAGAGCUCCAUCCCAGCAUGACCCAGCUGCUGCGGAGGAAGAGGGCAGUCCUGCACCAGACAAGAUAUGUGGAGCUGUUCAUAGUUGUGGAUAAAGAAAAGUUUGAAGAUUUUGGGAAGAGUGAAACAGAAGUAAGAGAACACAUGGUGCAGCUGGCAAACUUCCUUGACAGUAUGUACGUUAUGCUGAACAUCCGCAUCGUGCUGGUUGGGCUGGAGAUCUGGAAGCACGAGAACAUCAUCAGCACUGAUGGAGGGGCUGGGGAUGUGCUGGCCAAUUUCGUGCAGUGGCGAGAGAAGAAUCUCGUUCUGCGGCGGAGACACGACAGCGCCCAGUUUGUCCUGAAGAAGGGUUUUGGUGGCACAGCUGGAAUGGCCUAUGUGGGAACAGUGUGCUCCAAGAGCCAUGCAGGAGGAAUUAAUGUGUUUGGAAGGAUCAGUAUCCAGAUGUUUGCCUCCAUCAUGGCUCACGAGCUCGGCCACAACCUGGGGAUGAACCACGACGAUGAACGCGUCUGUCACUGUGGGGCAAGCAGCUGCAUCAUGAGCUCCGGAGCAUCGGGAUCCAGGAACUUCAGCAGCUGCAGUGCAGAAGAUUUUGAGAAGCUGACACUCAACAAAGGUGGGAGCUGCCUGCUCAAUGUCCCAAAGCCUGAUGAGACCUACAGUGUCCCUUACUGUGGGAACAAGCUGGUGGAUGCUGGGGAGGAGUGUGACUGUGGCUCUCCAAAGGAAUGUGAGAACGAUCCAUGCUGUGAGCCAGGAACCUGCAGGCUCCGAUCUGGUGCUGAAUGUGCUUAUGGGGACUGCUGCAAAAACUGCCAGCUGCUCCCUGGAGGCACUGAGUGUCGUGCCAGCACCAACGAGUGUGACCUCCCUGAGUACUGCAAUGGCACCUCCCAGUUCUGCCAGGCAGAUUUCACCGUGCAGAACGGGCACCCCUGCCACAACCAGGAGGCUUACUGCUACAACGGCGUGUGCCAGUACUACGAUGCCCAGUGCCAGGACAUCUUUGGCUCCAAAGCCAAAGCAGCCCCCAACAUUUGCUUUGCUGAAGUGAAUUCCAAGGGGGACAGGUUUGGCAACUGUGGUUUCCAUGGCCAUGACUACAAGAAAUGUUCCAGCUGGAAUGCCAUGUGUGGGAAGCUGCAGUGUGAAAAUGUGAAAGCCAUGCCUGUGUUUGGAAUCAAGCCUGCUAUUAUCCAAACUCCCAUCAGAGGCACCCAUCAGACGUGCUGGGGAGUGGAUUUCCAGCUGGGCUCUGAUGUCCCAGACCCAGGAAUGGUGAAUGAAGGCACCAAGUGUGGUAAUGGAAAGAUCUGCAGGCACUUCCAGUGUGUGAGCGCCUCUGUCCUGAACUACGACUGUGAUGUGGAGAAGCAGUGCCACGGCCAUGGGGUGUGCAACAACAACAGGAACUGCCACUGUGAAGCGGGCUGGGCUCCCCCUUUCUGUGACUCCAAAGGCUACGGGGGCAGUGUGGACAGUGGCCCUCCCUACAAUGACAAAGACACCUCGCUGCGCAAUGGGCUGCUGGUGUUCUUCUUCCUGGUGCUGCCCCUGCUCGUGGCUGCUGCUCUGGCCUUUGCCAAGAGGGACAGGCUGAAGAGGAGCUGCAGGAGGCUGAUGUCCCGCUGCCACUCGUCACUUCAGUCACCUCCUCCUCGGCCAGACACUGAGCCCAGGGAUUACCAGCCAAGAGGCUUCUCCCGUGGCAUGCCUUAUCCUCCAAGAGCUGUGCCCAUGGAUAUGCAUCCCAACACCUUUCCUGUGCCAGCUUACCCAGUUAACCAGCACCCCCAGCAGGCUUUCCACCAGCCCUACUACUCCCCACCGCAGUACCCAGUGCAGCAGCCACCGAGGGUGCCCAGCAGGCCCCCACCCCCUCAGCAGAAGCUUGUACCUCAGGGACCGCCUCCAGCCCAGCAGAAAUGUUUACCUCAGGGACAGUACUUCCCCUCCCGACCGGCACCUCUGCCUCCCAAGUAGCUUUCCCGAGCUGCUGGCUGCGACAGCUGAAAUUGCAGUUCCCCUCCUGGCAUCCCAUGGCAGUGCAGUGCCGGCAGCCUCCCUCUGCAGCCUGGGACAGGGCAAAUGAGAGAUCCCGAGCAGGAAUGUAGAACUUCACACUCAAUAAAUACCUCGACCAAAGCUGCAGGGACUGAAACACCCAGCCUGUCCCUCGCUCUGUCCAAGCUUUGCCGCUGCAGCCAGGCUGGCAGCUGGGAAAUAGUCCUGAAAUCCAGCACGUGGCUUUGGGUUUCCCCAUUUCUGCCACGAGCCCUGGUAAGGAAAUUGUCUGAUUUGGUGUUGUCUCUCUGAUUGUGCAGUGAGGAAUUGGAGUAACCCGUUUGUAAAGCAAGGAGAUCUGUCAGUUAAUUUACAGUUACUCUGCAUGGACUGGAAAGUGUUUCCCAUGUACACCAUAAAUGGAAUGAGGUCUCAGAGGACUUUUUCAGGAAGAGAGAUAUAUUUUAAACAUGUUUAUGCAUGUAUAUAUGUUUAUAGAUGCAUAAUAAUGCACUUAAAUUCUUAACUCCAUGCUGACUGACCCUAAGCUGUGCUGUAGGAGCACUGAGUUUAAUGCUUUUUAAUUAGAGAGUGGCUAAACGAGACUCCUGUACUAAUUCCCACUAAUUCAUGGAUGGGCAGUGAAGAUAAAGGUACGAGAAGACACGGCCAUAUUCUGGUUUUAAAAAUGGGCUGCUGCUAGGUUUUAAUUGAGGUCUAAAGACAGCAGCAGUCCCUGCAGAACACUGGGAGGUGGGAAGUGUCUCUGCCUGGACCACCAGAGCUUCUCUGAGCACUUUAAAUGGGAGCCUGGUGGCUGAUGCACCCUGAAUUUAACAGCCAAGCCCUUGUGGUGUCAGUCAGGGCUGCUGUGUGUCAGACUGGGCUGCCCCGUGCUCCUGCACCAUGGGCUGGACUGGAUUUUGGAACUCCUCCUGAGCAGAGGU